AUGGCUUCGUCUUCGCAUCCCUCCAUACUACAACUACAGACACUGGCCGCCAAUGGCUCCAAGCCGACCAAAAUAACUCCCAAGGCCAAUAGGAGCGACGACAGCAUCAACACCUUGUCAUCGAGCGCUUCUGCUUCACCCAAAUCCUCCCUUGACAUUGUUCGCUGCUCUCGGUGUCAACGGUCCUUGAGCAUUGAUACUUCGCUUCCUGCUCAGAGCAGUGGCGCGGUCAGAUUCGGCAUGAAUUCAUACUACUGCCAAAGAUGUGCCAACGUGGUUGGCUUUGUCAAAUGA
Molecule: messenger RNA, 294 nt
Organism: Fonsecaea multimorphosa CBS 102226
Lineage: Eukaryota; Fungi; Ascomycota; Eurotiomycetes; Chaetothyriales; Herpotrichiellaceae
Exons: 1
Coding region: 1-294 (97 amino acids)
Source: RefSeq, a predicted model, not a curated record